This is a messenger RNA of Pygoscelis adeliae (Adelie penguin), 762 nucleotides long. It is a transcript of the gene KAZN, whose product is annotated as kazrin, periplakin interacting protein. The record is from RefSeq and is a predicted model, not a curated record. Bases 1 to 762 code for a protein of 253 amino acids. The transcript is spliced from 5 exons. Lineage: Eukaryota; Metazoa; Chordata; Aves; Sphenisciformes; Spheniscidae.
AUGAAGGAAAUGCUGACGAAAGACCUGGAGGAGACGCACGGCAGCAAGUCGCCGGAGGUGCUGUCGGCCACCGAGCUGAAGGUGCAGCUGGCGCAGAAGGAGCAGGAGCUGGCGCGCGCCAAGGAGGCUCUGCAGGGUUUAUCCAACAUGCUGGAGCUCGCCUGUGGGAUUAUCACACGGAGAGCAAACCUGGUUCCUGUUUCCUUUUCGAGUGCCAAGGUGGAGACCUCGGCCUGGCUUUCCCCGCUGCUCGGGAAGGAGAGCGAGGACGCGGUGAAAGCCCUGGCGAAGGAGAAGGAUCUCCUGGAGCGGGAGAAGUGGGAGCUGCGACGGCAAGCCAAGGAGGCGACGGACCACGCCAGCGCCCUCCGCUCCCAGCUCGACCUGAAAGACAACCGCAUGAAGGAGCUGGAGGCCGAGCUGGCCAUGGCCAAGCAGUCCCUCGCCACGCUGACCAAGGACGUCCCCAAGCGCCAUUCCUUGGCCAUGCCGGGCGAGACGGUGCUGAACGGCAACCAGGAGUGGGUGAUGCAGGCCGACCUCCCGCUGACGGCCGCCAUCCGGCAGAGCCAGCAGACCCUCUACCACUCGCACCCCCAGCACUCGGCGGACCGGCAAGCGGUCAGAGUGAGUCCCUGUCAUUCCCGGCAGCCGUCCAUCAUCUCCGACGCCUCUGCGGCCGAGGGCGACCGGUCGUCGCCCCGGCAUCGAACGCACUCGCUCUGCAACGUAAGGCGCUAUGUGAUGGGGGGCUGGCUUUGA